UUUGUGUCCGCGCGUGGCCUCGGGCGCGGCGCUCCCCGGCGAUGGCGGCCCCGUGAUGGCGGCACCGGGAGCCCCAUGCGGGGGGCCGCGGCCAUGGGGCAGGUCCUGGGCUUCGCCCACUGCAAGGAGGCUCCGUCCACGGCCUCCACCACACCGGACUCCACCGAGGGCGGCCCCGAGGACCCCCCCCCUUUCCCGGAGCCCCCCGAGGAUGAGGAUGAUGAUGACGAUGACGAUGAAGAAAAUGAGGAGGGGGCGGCGCUGCGGUGCCGCCCCUCCCCCCACGAGCUCACCUUCUCCUACAUCGCCUUCGGGGGGGGAGGGGGGUCGCGUCCCUCCCCCACGCCUGAGCCCGGGGGGGGGCGGGGCCUCGGGGGGCCGGACCCCUCCCCCACCCCCCAAAAGGACCCCCGCCCCAAAAAGGAGCCCGGGGACCCCGAACCCCCCCCCCGAAAUCGGGGAGGGGCAUCCCCCGCGCCGCUCCCCUCCCCCCCGCCAGGGGGCGCCCGCCCGGAGCCCCCCCGAGCCUCGGCCCCGCCCCCUCCUCCCUCUCCCGACCAAUCGCCGGCCGCCGCGGGCGCUGACGGACAGGUGUGGGAGCUGUUGCUGUGGCGCGUCCCCCAUCGCUCGGCGCUGGCCCUGCUGGUGUCCCUGCUGUUGCUGGGCUCGCUGUCGCGGUUCAGCGCCGUGGCCGUGGCGGCGCACGCGGCCCUGGCCGUGCUCGCCGUCACCGUCCCCCUGCGCCUGCGCCGGGCGGCCCUGAGGGCGCUGCGGGCACCGGGCACCGAGCCCCUGGCCAGUGUCCCCUCCCUGUCACCGCCCACGGAGCCCCAAACCAGGGCACAGCCGUGGUCCCUCACUGAGGAGCAGCAGCGGCGCUGGGCACGCAUUGACCUUCACCCUCCUCUUCCUCGCCCCCUCACUGAGGAGCAGCAGCGGCGCUGGGCGCGGUGCCUGGCCCGGCACUCGGUGGCGGCCGCCCGGACCCUGACCCGGCUCUUCCUGGUGCACAGCGUGCCCGAGUCACUCAAGUUCGCCUUCCUGUUCUACCUGCUGACCUACGUGGGCGCCGCCUGCAACGGGGUGACACUGCUGGCAGCGGGUGUCAUCAGCGCCUUCACCUUCCCCGUGCUCUACCGGCGCCACCAGGCCCAGAUCGAUCAGUACCUGAGCCUGGCCCGGGGCCACCUGAGCCACCUGCGAGCCAGGGUCCUGGCCAAGCUGCCAAGUGCCAAAGUGAAGCCGCAGUGACACCGCUGUCCCCGCCCCGAGGUGACAGUGAGGAGGGGGGCGUGGCCAUGGGGAGGAGGCCACGCCCCAUUCACGUCCUUUUAAUUUAAUUUAAUUUAAUUUAGUUUUAUUUUAUUUUAUUCUCGUCCUUCCAAUUUAAUAAAAACUCU
Molecule: messenger RNA, 1400 nt
Organism: Melozone crissalis (California towhee)
Lineage: Eukaryota; Metazoa; Chordata; Aves; Passeriformes; Passerellidae
Product: reticulon-2-like
Exons: 13
Coding region: 76-1251 (391 amino acids)
Source: RefSeq, a predicted model, not a curated record